UUGCUUGCUUCCACUUAUACCAAAAAAUAUCUCCAACCAAGCCAAGACCCGCGUUUUCUCGUGACUUCCUCAACAUGAGGAACUUUUCAAAGAACAAGUUCCUACUCUGUUUUCGCCCUGUUGUCCACAUAGAUGCCAUGCUCCAAACCAAAGUUGCCACACAUCGUUCAACUAGUUGUCGUUUCUCAUGCAUCCCCGCUUCACACAAAAACGACAUAGUCAAAAGUUCAGACUCCAAAUCUGUUUAUUUCCACCACGUUUCACCAAAACGAACGAUUUCUCGGGCGAUUAAAGCCGUGUUCUUCGAAACCAUUUUGAAUAGGAGAACCCGACAUAAGAAUCGUUAUACCCAUGAUUCUUUUGGAUCAUCAAAGCACGGGUAUUACGCAGAAACCAAAACCCCUUCAUCUUCACCUUCUUCAUGCCCACAGCCACAAUCAUCAUCACAAUCAAAGAACGUGUCAUCCACCAAUGAGAAAAACCGUGAAAGCCCAGUAGAGAAGCAAAACAAGCUCGAGUGUUAUGGAAUAUACUUGAUUCUAAUAAGCUUAGUGUUUACGGUGUUUUGGGGGAAGCUUUUUGGUAUUAUUUUGACAUCAUCAUGGCUCUACGUUUUCUCUGUUUUGGACACAUGCAAUCAAAAGUUGCCAAGUUGUGCAAGGCAUAGACAAAGUCUACUACUACAACAAUGCAAAGAUAGGGGUCAUUAUGGAAAGUGUGCUACAAGGGAAGUACCGUAA
Messenger RNA from Abrus precatorius (Indian licorice), 740 nucleotides. RefSeq lists its product as uncharacterized. The transcript is spliced from 2 exons. The coding region runs from base 75 to 740 and encodes 221 amino acids. NCBI's taxonomy places the organism in Eukaryota, Viridiplantae, Streptophyta, Magnoliopsida, Fabales, Fabaceae. The record is from RefSeq and is a predicted model, not a curated record.